UUAAGGAACUCAGGAACGAGGAAGAGCGAGGUGGUGACUAACCCAGAAAGGAAGAAAGUUUAGGGUUUGGGCAAUUAUUCAAAUCAAAGUCCAACUCAGUCUUCUCUCCCCAAUUUGGGAAUCUUGAUUUCUCUAAUCUUUCGCUAUGACGGACGGCUACUGGAAUCGGCAGCAGGCUAUGCAGCAGGCGAUGCAGCCGGCGAUGCUUCCCUCUUCUGCCGUGCUCAAACGACCUCGUACUGAAUACGAGAUGCCAACCUCUGGUCUGGCUUCAGGUAAUGAGAUGCAAGCUUAUGUUGCUCGAGAUGAUGAUCGUACUGGUUCUCAGGGUAUAAAAGACACAAAAACAAUCUUGUCGGCUUAUGACCACUACCUUCAGAGUGCGCAACUGCCUUCUUAUAAUUCUGGAGAAGCCAGUACAAUAGGCAGUGUUGGUAUGGUGAGGCCUGCCGUCAGUGGAAUGCCUGGUCAUUCACUAGCUGAUCCUGCUGUCAUGAGACGCCCUGGGAGUGGUGGCCAUGAUCUUGCACCAAAUGGACGAAAUGUCAAUUUUGGUGGUCAGCUACCAGUGGACACUGUUCCAAGGCCUGGACCUGAGACAGUACCUCUACCACCAGAUGCUUCAAGUACUCUAUAUGUUGAGGGUCUCCCUCCUGACAGCAGCACUAGAAGAGAAGUGGCUCAUAUCUUCCGCCCUUUUGUUGGUUACAGAGAAGUAAGGCUUGUUACUAAAGAGUCCAAAACUCGUAGCGGAGAACCUCUUAUCCUUUGUUUUGUGGAUUUUGCAAACCCAGCUUGCGCAGCAACUGCUUUGAGUGCCUUGCAAGGUUAUAAAGUUGAUGAACUCAACACUGAGUCCAGUCACUUGCGCCUUCAGUUUUCCCGGUUUCCUGGACCAAGAACUGGACCUGGAUCUCGAGGUAAGAGGUAAACAAGAUUGCCUAGGGAACCUGAUUCAAUGCGCAUCGCGGGGACCCUCUUUAUACAUCUUUUCUGGGUGAGCAUUUUCAUGGAUCAAAGAUGCUUCUCGUGCAAUUGUAGUCACCCCUCCGGCCUUAAACUUGUAGCAAGGAUUCCCCGAGGUGCACAUAAUAGCAAGAUAGCUUGAGAUCAAGUACAAUUUAAUUUGAGCGAAUCUAACGUGUGGAUGCUUCUGCGAUGUCAUAUCUAAAUUACCUUGUGUUACUUAGUUUGUUAUUUCUUAAUAUUAACUUGUUAGCUGAUUUAUGUAGGAUUUGCAUUGUAUCGGCUGAAUAAGUAUUUCUAAAAAUUAUUUGAGUUCAA
Messenger RNA from Prosopis cineraria, 1284 nucleotides. Its product is annotated as RNA-binding protein 2-like. The transcript is spliced from 6 exons. Lineage: Eukaryota; Viridiplantae; Streptophyta; Magnoliopsida; Fabales; Fabaceae. Gene Ontology annotation, molecular function: mRNA binding. The record is from RefSeq and is a predicted model, not a curated record. Bases 146 to 931 code for a protein of 261 amino acids.